Haemonchus placei is the source of this 321-nucleotide messenger RNA. The record is from the annotation of a GenBank genome assembly. Lineage: Eukaryota; Metazoa; Nematoda; Chromadorea; Rhabditida; Trichostrongylidae.
AUGUUUAGUAACCCACCUAACUCGUUCCAGCACGGUUUAUGGUUUCGUUGUGGCGUUACCAGGAUGAUGUUGGUGGUGAACGAAGGCUAAUUAAUUGUACUAAUCCGCUGUCAAUAAAUGAACAACUUCAGGAUAAUGAUACCUUUGUUGUUGAUUCUGAGAAGAAAUCAGUGUCCAUCAAAAGUAACGGAUCCAUUCAUCCGCUCGGAGAAACCAUCGUUUAUGUGGCGCAAUAGUCGAAUGAUAUCAGUCAUGAGAAUGUUUUACAGAAAUUUCCCUUCAAUAUACCGUUGUAGAGAAACUUAUUGUUGUAUUUUUUAG